UCUUUUGCUAGGAUUCAAAAGGAGACCAAAUGACUGCCAUUUGAUUUGCAUUAGUUCAUUUCUUGGCUGCUAGCAGCAAACAGAAAUUGAACAGGAUCAUAAUCGGUGGGCUGCUGGCAAAAUCCAAAGGCAAACUUCCUGACAAGAAAGAUGACUAGCUGUCUGUUUUAUAAUAAUCAACUGAUAACAAAAUAAGCAACUGAUGUAUGUUUCCGCUCUCCACAGGAUGGGAUUAUAUGAUCCUUAGCAAGCUGCCUACCAGUCCUAGCAGUCCUACGUGGCUGUGUUGAAUGCGUUGGAGAGGCUGUUGCUGUUUGCAGAAAUGCUUGGAUUGAUCCCUGCAAUCUUUUUAGGUAACUAUUUUUAGAAGAAUCUAAGGAACUUCAGAUCUGCAGGACGAUCAACCCAAGAGAGAUGGAUCUCUCCCAUAAAUUAACUAAGAGAGAGCUCACCCUGCUGUAUGAAGAGGUCCUUUACACCAUUCUCCAUCGUGUGGGCCAAGUGGAACAGAAUCAUGUUACUGAUUCAGAUGAGCUCUAUGAAUAUGUGCAAAAGGCCUUCAGUAUUGAUCCAGGAGACCAUCAGAUUAUAUUCCAGAGGGUCAAAGAGCUAGAGAGGCCAAUAUUUUGUCUUAAAGCCACUGUGAAGCAAGCCAGGAAUAUUCUGGGUAAAGAUGUCAGUGGAUUAAGUGAUCCAUACUGCCUCCUAGGGAUAGAAGGACAAAAACAGGGCUCUUCUUCAGCACGUGGUUUUCCUCGUCAGGAGAACAAAAGGCGAUCUAAGGGUGUGGUGAAGAACUUGCUGCCAGAGGACCAGACCCAUCGCACACAAGUCAUCCAUCAGACAUUAAACCCAGUGUGGGAUGAAACCUUCAUUCUGGAGUUUGAAGAUGUAGAAAAUGCCGAAUUCCAGCUAGAUAUGUGGGAUUUUGAUGCUGUUGAACCUGUACGGCACAAACUGGAAGAACUGAGUGACCUUCGUGGCCUGAAGAGAAUUAUUAAGGACGCUCGGAAAAAUAAAGGGCAGGAUGAUUUCCUGGGGAAUGUGGUCAUUCCUCUGCAGGACCUGCAUUGUCGGGAGGAUCGCUGGUAUAGGCUGGAACCUCGCACUGAUACUUACCCCAACCGAGGGCAUUGCCACUUGCAGUUUUUUUUGGUACAUAAGAAGAGAGCUACUUCAGCCAGCAAGAUGCAGGCAAGUUACAAAGUUCAUCGGCAACUUCUUCAGCAGAUCGUUUCAUAUGAGAUUCUUCAAUACGAGGCUGGCAGCACUUCCUGGGAUGGAGAGUUAAGCAAACAUGCUGGUACUGUCCUGUAUCUACACGCUACUCAGAAAGACAUUUCGGAUUUCCACCAAGACUUGGCGCACUGGCUGGCUUACAGCAAGCUGUAUCAGUUCUUGGAGUUCAAUAGCAGCUGCCUACUCCAUCAGAUUACCAGCAUAGAGUAUCAGUGGAUUCAAGGCCGAUUACGAUCUGAGCAGACAGCUGAAUUGGCAGAAUCUUUCCAGUCCUUACUGAACUAUGGGAUUUCUCUUCUUCAAAGGUUCCGGAUUAUCUUCCCACUCACCUCACCCAAAUCUACACAGAGGCUGCAGUCACUGCUCAGGGUUUUGGUCCAAAUGUGUAAAAUGAAAGCCUUCAAAGAACUUUGUACUCCGACUCCUGAUCUUGAAGAAAUGGUAGUACAGGCCCUUAAGACUGGAACAGCAGAGUGGUUUUACAUAAAGAAGCAACACUUGAAGCCAAUGGUAAAGACAAUGGAGGAAUGUGGCAAAGCUCUGGUCUGUCUUCUUCAGGAGGUGAAUGCAGAUCUCCAAGAGUGUCACAAAACCUGGAACAAAUAUUUCAUCAGCACCAUGAGACUAGAUCUCUUCUCAAUUGCAUAUCUUAAAAUGCAGGAACUGGUUUCUUGUUAUGUCAAAGAGCAGCUGAGCAAGAUUGACAGUGGCAUGUCCCAAUUAACAGCAGAGAGCCUUUUCCAACUUUAUCUCAGCAUGAAGGACUUUUAUAACAUGAAGGAUUUUGUGUGCAGCAGGGAUACACCACUUGCAUUGACUGGUUUCCAUCUAUGGUUUAAAGAAGCCAUCCCCUUGUGGCUACAGAAGACCUACACAAUAGCUCUAGAAAGGACCCAAAGAGCCAUCCAAGUGGACCAGUUGACACCACUGGGAGAAUUGAAUAAACACAGUACAUCCAUUGUUGACCUAUCCACUUGCUAUGCUCAGAUGGUGAAGACAUGGCAACAGCUGGAUUGGCCUGAUCCUGAGGAGGCCUUUAUGAUCAUGGUGAAAUUUGUCGAGGACAUGUGUAAAAUUGCUCUGAUGUACUGUCAGAUGAUCAAAGCAAGGGCAGAGGAAUUAUCUUCCAAUCAAACUGAGGCAGGACAAGCAGCGAACAGGCUCUGUGUGGUGGUGAACAACAUUGAGCAGCUCCGGAUGAUGAUCCUGAAGUUGCCCAAACAGCUAAACUGGGCACGCUUGGAACAGAACAUCGGACCUGUCAUUACCUCAGAGCAGAUCCAGCACACGCUCCAUCAACAGCUUCAGGCUUCUGUUUCCUGCCUCAACAAUGAGAUCCGAGGAGUGGUGCAGACUCUGGUGACCAAAAUGAAUGCUAGAAUUGCCCAACACAUCCAGCAACUGUCUGUUUGCAGUGACUCUGAUAACCCAGAGGAUUGCAUCACGCCUUUAAUGAGAUUCUUGGAGCACGAGCUUCAGUAUCUAAACAUGAACCUUGUCCAGGAGAAUUUUAACAGUCUUCUGGAGCUUCUGUGGAAUCACACCUUGGACUUGAUAAAAGAUGCUACAAAACAACAAGUUGGAAAAUUGGACUACUUUAGGAAAUUUCAGUUUGCCCUCCAGAGCUUGGAACUUUGCUUUCAUGGAGAAGGCUGUGGACUAUCCAAAGAUGCCCUUCACACACCAGCUUUUAUAGCUCUGGAGAAAGAGUUGGAUCUUUGCUCCUCUACCAGCAGAAAACUUAUCGAAAAGUAUUUCAGUGCUCGAAUCCAGCAGCAGGAAGCGGCCACUCCUGAAAAAUAUGGUGCUGUGACUAUCAAAGCUUUUUACCGUCACUCAGAACAGAAACUGUAUAUUGAAGUACUCAAUGCUGUUAAUCUCCUUCCCAUGGACUCCAAUGGCCUAAGUGACCCCUUCAUCCAACUCACUCUGGAGCCACAUCAUGAAUUCCCUGAGAUUGCAACACGGACAACUGAGUGCAUAAAGAACAAUCUCCAUCCUCUGUUUGAUGAAGCCUUUGAAUUUUUGGUUCCUCCAGAAAAAUGUCAGCAAGACGGAGCAUGUCUGCUGCUUACAGUGUUUGACUACGACACCCUGGGAGCAAAUGACCUGGAAGGAGAAGCUUUUCUCCCACUCUGCAGGGUCUUGGGACUGAAUGAGCCUGAAGAGCCAAUCAACCCAUCCAUAGUACCACAGAUUCGUUUAUCUUUAACUCAUCCUGGAACUGCUGGCAAUGACAUCCUGAAGCUCCUGGGGACCCGCAAAAAAGACAAGGAAGCACAGGCCUUCGUGAAGCUACGCAAACAAAGAGCAAAGUAUUCCAAGGAGCUGGCAUGAUGCAGUCAAGCAAAAUGGGUGAAAGCACAGGUUGAACCAAGGUACCACAGAAGUUCUGCUGCCAUGGCAACCGCUGUUCCUAUGGGGAGAGUAGGUAGCCAUGAGGCUCUUGUUAUUCUUCCUGGGGGCUUUGAUGCAACCAGCCAGAUACUGGAAGCUCUUUAUCCAUGCAAUUUGAAGCUGCCGGUUGUAUUUCGAUGAACAAUUGAUCCAUUUUCAUCUAAGAGACAACAGGAAGGAGUCAUAUCACCCACCCCACUCCCCACUCUUUCUUUGCAGCAGGAGUUUGAAAAGAAUGAAAAAAGGGGAAUAUUGGAAGCUGCUACAGGCUGUCGCAAGCUGAUCUAUGCCCAUCAUUAUGUGCGUAAUACACCUCUGCUGGGAAGAACCAGGCUGCUUGAGUAGUGAAGCUUGUGAUGAGCCUCUUGUGGACCUUCUGCAGGAAUUCUUUACUCUGUGCUCCAGAUGGCACGGGAAAGGGGCUCCCAAGGGAAAGGAAAUAAACAUUUUGGAAGUGGAAAAAACGGGUGUGUUUUCUAGCCUAUUACAGAGUCUGGGACUGCCUUCUGCUUAAACAGCUUGAUUUAAAAAAACAACAAACUGAAAAACUGCUGGUAACGGCUUCCAGGUCUUUUUAUAUCCAGGGCAUCGUUUUCAUAAUUGCAAAGGCAGCUCAGCAAGGUCUGAAAAACCCUUGUGGUUGAAAGCAAUGGAUGAAUUAAUAAUUAUUGUACAAUCCUCUCCUCUACCAACAGUACUCUUCUUGCUAUAGCUAUAACCUUAUAGCUUUCUCUUAGGGGGAAUCACGGGGGCCUGAGAUGACACUUGUUACAAAAGCAGAAUUUUGGAGGAUGAGGGUAACAAAAUGUCUUCACUUCCACAGCAUGAAGAAAAAGUUAUGCUGCUGUGAAUUAAUCUCAGGUAAAUAAAUUCAGGAGCAUGAAAGAAGACAACAAUAUUGCAGAAAUACAUUUCUGCAGUUUUUCAAAGUUUUGUCAUUUUUUUCCUGUGCUGGGAUCCAUGUUGCCAUGACAAUUACAGCUUCACGUGCUCUUCCUUCUGAGAGGGCUCGUUUUCAUGCCCCAGUGUCCAAAAUUAAACGUUUCCAUAGACAAAGGAAGAAAAUAAUUAAGCAGACUAAAGUUCUCAGCUGUUUUUUCUCUCUCUCCCAUCAGAAACAGCAAGACUACCCGGUUAAAUAAAACUAGGGCACACUGUUUCACCAUGUGAGAAAGGAAUUAGGCCUCAGGAUUAGGGAACAAGAGGUGGGGGGAAGGGAGAGAUCAAAACCUCAUGAUGGCUGCUUCAAGUAUGUUGAAGCUGUCAUACUUCAAAGAUUGUUCACAGGAUUAGAAAACAGCAUUGCAUAUUUGUAGCCUUAGGUCCAGCUCCCUUUAUCCUCUCCACAAGAGUGUAGAUAUGGCUACUCAGACCUGAAAUGCAUUUAAGGGUAUUUAAAUAUUCCUAGCCAUAAUUAGAGCCCAUUUCUCACUAAUAAGAUUCAGGCAGGUUAAAAUGUAUUGCUCUAAACUACUUAUCUGUGAAAGGCAGAUCUGCUCCCAGAAAGACCUGCUGCCUAAAUCACUACAGAUGCAAACCGAGCAGAUGUUACUAUUUUUCUGGCAAUAAGCAUAGCCUAGCAUGAUUCAGAGACGAACAGAAGUGUGGAGAGCACAGCUGGGCCCCAGGGUUCAUACAGUUUAAGAGUCAACUCCUUGUUAAAUCUGCUCCUCAUAAAUAAAUCUGCUUUCAAGCUAAGGUUACAGCUGUGCAUUGCAGAUGUGACUUUCAUAACUCAUGUUGUGCAAAAUGCUUACCUUUAGGUGGUAACCACCCCACGUUUACUUGUUGUAAAUAUAACUUGUUCCUGCCACUUAAUAUUUUCCUGCCAUUGGUAAGACUGAUAGUAUUUCUGCAUCUUUGCCAACUCUGUGGCAUCCUUACUUAAAAGUUCAAUCACAUUAAUAGCUCUAAAACAAAAGUGUUAUACUAGGUGUUUUAUUUGCCAUUUAUUUUGAAAAUAUAAGACAACAUGUGCCCCAUGGGAAUUUUUUCAGCGAGAUUUCCUUACCUAAAAGAGAGACAGAUGACCAAGGGUGGACAAAAAAGCAGUGGGAGCAGUAGCAACUUCUGAUUUCUGCCAGCUUCCCCAUUGAGUCUCCUUGAGGAAAUCUGGCAGAGAACACAAGAAAUCUUUAAUCCCUUCCCUACCUACUGUAGCAGGCAGAUAAUGGCUGUUACUGGGUGGGGGAGGGAGGAAGAGAUUGUGAGCUUGGCUGGGAAACUUGUCACAGAAUGUUGAAAAUGAAGUUCACACUAUCACAGUUGCAACCAGUACCACUGUAACAGCCAAAAUUUCUCCAAAUUUCAUUCCUCAGGAGUCAUGGGUCGCAGAUUCUGGGUGCUCUCUGUAAGUAAGCCCAUUUGGAGUGUCUUGGUUAAAGAAUUGCCAAAAAUGCAUCAUUUGCCUAAACAUAUGAGUUUUAAUAGGAUAUAGAUGGAUUCACUGGGUUGCAACCCAUUGCAUUAUCAUCUUUAAUGUGCCAAGAGACUUACCACUAUUUAUGAUACGUGUAUAUGAAAAGUUAAGAAUCUCCAAAGGCUCAGUGUGAUUCAACCUAUGCUUAACAUGAUU
Molecule: messenger RNA, 6211 nt
Organism: Notechis scutatus (mainland tiger snake)
Lineage: Eukaryota; Metazoa; Chordata; Lepidosauria; Squamata; Elapidae
Gene: UNC13D
Product: unc-13 homolog D
Biological process (GO): secretion
Cellular component (GO): exocytic vesicle
Source: RefSeq, a predicted model, not a curated record